This is a messenger RNA of Porites evermanni, 2945 nucleotides long. The record is from the annotation of a GenBank genome assembly. NCBI's taxonomy places the organism in Eukaryota, Metazoa, Cnidaria, Anthozoa, Scleractinia, Poritidae.
CCUCGAGACGCCUUGAAUGGUGUGUCGGUGCUCGUGAAAUACACGCAAGCGAUGGAUGUAAGUAGCCCAAAAGCUUUCUUCAUAUCCAUAGAAACCCUGCUCGAGAAUUCACUGCUGUUUGUUUAUACUGACACAGGGCCACACGGGUGAUAAUGAGCGUAAAAAACUGUGGGAUGAAUUAAGUAGAGGCAUAGAACAUUCGCGUUUGGUGGUUGUACAUUUGACGAAAGGCAACGAAGGUGAGCUUGGACACGUUUUAAGGCUUUCGUUCCUUGACUGUGAGUAAUUAACUCUGAUGAGUUUGGCAAAGAGAACUAAGAUGCAUCUAUUAUCCAGAUCGUAGUCUCUUUUCUAUUCAUUCGCGAGGGUAGCGCUUUGUUUUACACAUGUGCGUGUUUUUGCGGUUUCAGAGAAUGAAGUUCUAUUUAUAGAACUUAUCUCUCAUUAGAAGGCAAAAGCUUUGCAUUGAAAUGAACAGGUCAGCUUGCGAUGAUCUGAUCUGACUGUCAGCGAUAUAAAUUCUGCGUAAAUUAAGGUUUCGAUUUGAUAAUAUUGGUGAAUAGACUAUUAAGACUCAAAAUGACUACACUUUUAAUCCACUUAGAUAAUAAUAUUUUGCAAUCCAAACAAUUAGCAUUUUUUACUAAAAUUUAUUGUGGAAGCUUUUAAAUCAUGCAUUUAUAAACAGAAAUGAAAAAUUAUUUGUAAGUUAGGAAUAGCUAAUAAUUAUAUCAUUGUCUCAACUCAUUAUAAACCUCAGUCAAAAUCAUUAAACUCAUUAAAUCAUUUUUGUGGUGAAAAUUGUUGGGCUUUUAAUUUUUAACUGUUUGCUGCCAUUUGAAUUUUGUGGCAAGUGCAUAGCCUGAGUUUCAGCCAUCUUUGCGCGUCGCAAACUCUCUUGGGAGUUUGGGACUUGUUGAGAGUAGAAAGGUGGUGCCAUAGACCUUUGCCGCAUUCUCGUAAACAAAGGCACCAUCUCAAGACUUGGGUUGACAGAUUAUGGUGGUUUGUAGUUUAGUACCCAGGUGUUGACCUUGUUUCAUUGUGUUUGCUCGGUGGAGCAGAAUGUGUGAUCAACUAACAGUAAACCAUAAAAUGGCAAAAAGCAAUAACUUGUUGUGUUUCAUUGUCAGGCUUCGGUUUUAACAUUCGUGGUGGAGUGGAUCACCCUCACGUUGGCUCAGACCCAGGUAUUUUCAUAACCACAGUCAAGGCUGACAGUGUAGCAGGCCGAGAUGGGAGACUGGAUCCUGGUGACAGGAUAUUGGCAGUAAGCAACAAUUUUUUUAUACUUUUAAAUCAGUUGUAGUUAUAGGUACCAUAAAUGAUCUAAUGGAUGCCCACUCUCAAAUAAAUGCCUCUUGUAUGUUUAAUCCCUCGUGUACAAUCUUAGGUUUAUAUUGGACACCCCGAGCUCUGAUAAAUGCCCCCUCAGGGUGCAAAGAAAGUUAGUUUUACAGCUUGCCAUUUAGGCAAGCUGUAGCUAGCAUGUACUAGCCUAAGGGGCAUUUUAACUGUCGCAAAAAAUUUUUUUGACAAGCAGGAUCGAUUACAAUAAUUUAAUUUAAAUUCCCCAAUAAAACUUUACUUGCCCAUUGGGCAAGUUAAGAACAAAAUCUACUAACCCAAGCAAAAUCCACUAGCCCUGGACUAUCAGACACUACUUUCUUUGCAUGCUGCCCUGUCUAAUAGACACCCCCUAUGGCAAUUACUCCAAAAUACUAGGAGUUAGCAAAAAGGAGCAAAAUCAUUCAAUUUAUUCAGUUUUUUGACUGAUUAACAAGGGGUCGCAUAAUUAUUAUAUCUUGUUCAAUGUCAAGUUCAGAGUAAGGAUAGGCCAACGAUGACAACACAAUAACACUGAAUGAUGAUUCUGACAUUUUGAGAUUUGAAAGAGCGAUAUGGAUCUCUAGACAUCCUAGAGAUAGAUAGAUAGACUGGAUAUUCCUCUAUUUUUAAGCUCUCUUGAUAUUUUGGCCGAAAGCAUAUAAGUUUUGUUGAGCUUCUAACAGUUACGAGAAUAAAUGUCUCGCUCUAUUAAAUUCCCCCUGUCUAUUAAACGCCCCCUUUUGGACCCCUAAAAUUGAAAAAAAAUGCCCCAGCGUCUAUUAGAUUAGCUAUUAUUCAGCCAUCUUGACGCAACAAGAGGGCAAUUCAACAAUGCUAAACAGAUUGACCAUCCACCACAAACAGUGAAUGUAAGUGGACAAAGCAGGCUGGGCUAAUGUGGCCUUUUAUAAAAUAUUUUUUUGCUCUUUCACAGCUAAACGAUGUUAGACUGGAUUAUGUGACGCAUGAUGUGGCUGUCAAUGAAUUUCGCAAAGCAGAUGAAACUGUCUCCUUACUGGUGGAAAAGAAUGCUGAGGCUGUACUACUGGUCAGUAAAGAAAUCAUGUAGUAGUUUUAAGUUUUUUUGGCCUUUUUUUGUUUUGUUUUGUUUGUGUUUGUGUUUGUCUUUUUCACUUCUAUAUGCAUAUAUUUCUAAAAGAAUGUGUGCAUCAAACUUCAGUUUAAAAGGUAAUAUAAGGGCCUCUUUACAUGGAGGUGGAGUCUUCAGGCAUUUGAGGUAACCUGCUCUAGUGGGGUACAGGUGUACAUAUGUAAAAAAGUAAUCUAAUCAAUUUUUCUACCCUACUAACUCGAAAUCCAUGGGAUAGUUAGUCUUUGAGGUAUUUCCAAUCAACGUAAAUAAAUUUCUAAAUUGGACAAAUUGGUUCUUUACUCCACAGUCACCACGAAGCUCAGGACUUGACUCACCAGAUGUAUCCUGGGAAGAUGGGCCCAUUAGGCUUAAUCCUGUGAAUGAAGAAUCAGCUAAAAAUGAACUCUUUGGUCUUUUAAGACGGUUUUAUGAAUCAGAACUAGGAGCUUUAUCAAUUGGGUUAGCUAUUGGUGGUCUAGCUGUGUUCGUUGCCCUUAGAAUAUAUAAAGCCAGUAAAUUGUGA